AGGAAGGGGUAGGAAUGCUGAACAAGAGCCUGCUGUACAUGAUCAGCAGGAUGAUGAGAUUAUGGCUGAUCAGCCGGAUGAUGACACUGAGGCGGAGGAGGAGACUAGUGGUGAGGAGGAGACUAGUGGUGAGGAGGAGGCUGAGGAGGAUGUCGGUGCUGACCUCGAGGCGGAGUUUGAUGAGGAGUCUGGUGAUGAGGACGAUGAGAACAGGUUGUGGUAUGAGGGAGGUCCGUUUGACCUUUGCUUGUUGACUAAGUAUGGCGAACAUAUAGCUCGUGACAUAUGGAGGUCAUACAAGCGGCCAAAUUAUGAGACUAGAGGUGUGCUCAAGACCUAUAAUCAUGGGAGGAUGUGUCAUCCUGUAGUCCAUCAUGCUCGGUACAUAAGGGGUGCGGUGCAUAAUGCAGGUUUGCGGUGGGUGAUGAAAUGCACAAGCCCGAGUGUUGACCAGAGCAUUAUUUCUGCUUUUGUUGAGCGAUGGCAUCCUGAGACGUCAUCUUUCCACUUACCCUGGGGGGAAAUGACGAUCACACUUGAAGAUGUCUCAGCAUUACUCCACUUGCCCGUAGAGGGUGAGUUCUUCUCCUUUGGUAACCCGACUAGGGAAGAGGCGGCUCCUGCGGUUGCUCAGUUACUUGAUGUGGACAUUGAGCUUGUGAUGGAGGAGUUUGAUGCUUGUAGGGGUCCAUCUCUUCGCUUUAGCUUUCUCCAAGCUAUUGUGGAGAAACACGUAGAGGCCAACAAUGAAGUUCCUGCAUGCCGAGCUUAUAUGCUGCGGUUGAUUGGCAUGACCCUUUUCUGUGACAAGAGCAACACAUAUAUUGGUGCUGUGUAUUUGUCUCUGUUUGAAGAUGUUGAGAAUGCAUCAAGGUGGAAUUGGGGAGCUGCCACUUUGGCUUACUUGUAUGGUCAGCUCGGGGAGGCCAGUAGGAAUGGUGCUAAGUCUGUUGCUGGUUAUUUAUCUCUUCUGCAGUCAUGGGUGUUUGCCCACUUCCCCGGAUCAGUGUUUGAGCGCAGGGACAACCCUGCCUACACACCAGACAGGCCUGUUGCACUAACUUGGGAGGCGCUUCGAGGGACUACUGAGGUUGCGCAGAAGAGGAUGAACCUGGAUACGUUUCCGGCCAGUUCUGUGAUUUGGAGACCUUAUGUAGAGCACUAUGAUCACUGGCCCUUCCCUCAGGUUGCCUUGUAUAGGGGAUUUAUCAGGCAUGCCGGGAUGAUAUUCCCAUACCUCCCAGAUCGAGUCAUCAGGCAGUUUGGCCGGAUCCAGUAUGUGCCAGAUCCCCCACCAUCGUCAGUUACGUGCCGGGAGUGUGAUCGUCGAUUUGCGCACUGGAAUGAUCACAUUUGCCAUCUGUCGGAAGAAGCUGCUUUCCCUUUUCAGACCACUGGCGAAUACACUCCUUGGUAUAUCAAGGUCUCACACCCUUACAUGGUCCCAGAUGAGUACAAAGGCGACCGCUUCGCAUUUCUAGAGAACCAGUUUGCGGAGCUUGCGUUGUACUCUGGCAUUGCGGUUGAUCCGACGACAGAUGGAUCGCCCCCGCCGGGUUCACCGAUGUGGGAUGUGGUGCACAAUAUGCAUACCAUCAUCGAGGGAGCAGUGCACGGGAGGGGAAGAAAGAUUAGGGGACGGGACUCGGGAGCUGGGCCUUCAAAUUCUGGGCGUUAGAUUUAGGGACCUUUGUACUUUUAUUUUGUUGGAUAAUGAUGUUGUUUAAUGUUGUUUAAUUUCGGGUCUUUUGUUAUGUGUUUUGUUGGAUAAAGCAUCUAUGUGUGUUUGUUGGAUAAUUUCGGAUCUUC
Lotus japonicus is the source of this 1809-nucleotide messenger RNA. RefSeq names its product protein MAIN-LIKE 1-like. The record is from RefSeq and is a predicted model, not a curated record. Gene Ontology annotation, biological process: meristem maintenance; meristem development. The transcript has 3 exons. The coding region runs from base 62 to 1678 and encodes 538 amino acids. Lineage: Eukaryota; Viridiplantae; Streptophyta; Magnoliopsida; Fabales; Fabaceae.